Molecule: messenger RNA, 456 nt
Organism: Melospiza melodia melodia
Lineage: Eukaryota; Metazoa; Chordata; Aves; Passeriformes; Passerellidae
Product: feather beta keratin-like
Exons: 2
Coding region: 1-456 (151 amino acids)
Cellular component (GO): intermediate filament
Molecular function (GO): structural constituent of cytoskeleton
Source: RefSeq, a predicted model, not a curated record
AUGCCCCAAGGCCAUGGGACAAAGCUGUCCCGCCCCUCCAGAACCAGCAUAAAAGCUGGCCCAGAGCUUCUCUCCCUCACACACUUCUCCUCAAGCCUUCUGCUCCUACUCCUGCCAACAACAGGCACCCUCCACACCACACCCAUGGCCUGCUACAACCGCUGCAGUCCCUGUGGACCCACCCCGCUGGCCAACAGCUGCAACGAGCCCUGUGCCCUGCAAUGCCAGGAUUCCCACGUCAUCAUCAACCCUUCCCCUGUGCUGGUCACCCUGCCAGGACCCAUCAUGACCUCCUUCCCCCAGAACACCGCCGUCGGAUCCACCUCCUCCGCUGCUCUGGGCACUGAGCUCAAUGCCCAGGGACAGCCCAUCUCUGGCGGAUUUGGCUUUGGCCUUGGCUACGGCCUGGGAGGCCUGGGCUGCUAUGGCAGAAGGGGCUAUGGCUCCAUCUGCUAA